AUGGAUGGUAUUGAUCCAGACGUCCUACUGGAAUGGUUACAAACAGGUAUUGGAGACGAGCGAGAUCUCCAGAUGAUGGCUUUGGAGCAGCUGUGCAUGUUGCUGUUAAUGUCAGAUAAUAUUGACCGAUGCUUUGAAUCGUGUCCACCACGGACAUUUCUUCCAGCCCUUUGUAAAAUCUUUCUCGAUGAAACCGCAACUGAGGCUGUACUCGAGGUUACUGCUCGCGCCAUUACUUAUUACCUUGAUGUCUCCAAUGAGUGCACUCGUCGGAUAAUACAAGUUGAUGGUGCAGUUAAAGCGAUCUGCAAUAGACUUGCAGCUGCUGAGAUGACAGACAGGACCAGUAAAGAUCUAGCUGAGCAAUGUGUGAAACUACUGGAGCAUAUCUGUCAACGAGAGACACUCGCCGUGUACGAUGCUGGUGGUAUGCAUGCUAUGCUCACCCUUGUUCGACAACAUGGAUCCCAAGUCCAUAAGGAUACCAUGCAUUCGGCUAUGUCCGUAGUCACUCGGUUGUGUGGAAAAAUGGAACCGAAUGAUGCUGCAUUGCUACAAUGUGCUGAAAGUCUUGGAGCUUUGCUUGCGCACGAAGAUAAUAAGGUCUCUGAGAGUGCUCUUCGUUGCUUCGCAGCUCUUACUGACCGUUUUAUUCGCAAGAUGCUAGACCCUGCUGAGUUGGCCACACACAGCAAUUUGGUUGAGCACCUGCUAACCACACUGUCUAGUGAAACUGCUACCCAUUCUGCCAAUUUCAUCUCUAUUGUCCUGUCGUUGCUCAGUAAUCUUUGUCGGGGAAGUGCUGCGGUUACUGAGCAGGUUUUAAGUUCUCCUCGCCUAAUUUCGGCUUUACAAUGUGUUCUCACCAAUAAAGAUGACCGUUGUGUCACUGAUGGCCUCCGACUAGCCGACUUACUUGUCGUUUUAUUAAGCGAGGGUCGAUCAGGUCUUCCAUUUACAAUGGCGGUAGGACAAUCGGGCCAGAGUGGUCAAAGUGCUGAACGUGCGCAUCGUCAUCUAAUUGAUGCUAUAAGACAGAAGGAUCUCAGUGCUCUCGUCGAUACAAUAGACAAUGGCGUUGUCGAUGUUAACUUCACGGACGAUGUUGGGCAGACUUUAUGCAAUUGGGCAUCUGCGUUUGGUUCACUGGAAAUGGUUCAGUAUCUUUGUGAUAAGGUAUUCGCUAUGGAAUUUAUGGUAGCCCUCUUUAUCCAUAAUGUAUGGCUAAAAUAUACAGUGUUUCUCCAGAUUGUGAAAGUUUUACUUCAACGAGGAGCGAACCCAGAUUUAAGAGACGAGGAUGGAAAGACAGCACUCGAUAAAGCACGUGAGCGGACAGACGAAGAUCAUACACAAGUUGCUCAAAUACUAGAAAGUCCAUCCUCCAAAGCGGCAUCGGUGGUGCGUAAAAAUAGUACGAGUGAUCUCCCAGAUCGCGAAUUAGCGAUUCGCGUUCUUCACGAGCUUCUUCCUAUCUUUUGCGAGAUAUUCAUGAAAUCUUUAUCUGCCAGUGUUCGGCGCACAUCGUUGUCACUUCUACGUAAGAUCGGUGGCCUCGUCAUUCCUUUAAGUGGAACUACUGAUUUGCCACCUGGUGCGGAGAAUUUGGUUUCAGUGGUUGUCUCAGUUCUUGAACAAGAAGAAGAUCAUGAUGGACAGGAGCAAGUUUUACUGAUCUUAUCUUACCUACUGCGGAAAGAUCCGGAAUUAUGGGUUCCCGAACUUGUUCGGCUGGGUGUUUUUGAACGCGUUGAGGCAAUGGCUAAGGAACCGCCAAAAACUUCCGAUGUAUAUAUCACCACCACGGAAACGCCUCCUCCAACGGUAGAGAUGGUUCCUUCGACAAAUACAUCAUCUUUAACAUUAAUGGUACCUUCAUCUUCAAAUGAUAAAGGCAAAUUACUACUACAGCAAGGUUUGUGUCGUGUAAACUAUUUUAUUAGUUUAGAUAUGCCUUAUCGCUGGAAAGAGUGGCACAUUGUUCGUGGAGACGAAUCUACAUUCAUCUGGUGUGAUGUGCUUGUGGAGAAGGGCAAGACAGGUUUGCAUAGGAAAAAAGGUGUGUUUGAAGUUAACCACAUUGUUGUUCAGGUUGAGUUUCCUCGCUGGGAGAUGUGGAGUUCUCGGUCUACAGAGCUUACAAUAAAGUGCAUUAAAAGCGAGGAGCAUAUAGUUAUAAAAGACGAACUUGGUGGUUUUGUUGUGGAAAGCAGUGACAAAACUAAGCACACUCAAAUGCCCGAAAUUGCGCUUGCUUCGGAAUUCCAUACAGGUUGGAGUUCACAGGGAGUGACUGCUAGACGAUCAAAAUUCCGUGGUGAGAUUCAGCGACGAAAAGUACAAAAAUUAGCAUGGGGGCUUUGGAAAAAUCAUCUUAAGGAAGCACGUGCCAAACCACGUGAAGCGCUUAUUGAGUUACAGAGAGCAGCAGUUUGCAUUCAGAGCAAACAUGUGAAGCAGCCUCGUAUCGAGAAGGUUCAAGAAUUGGUGUCCGCUCUAAAAUGCGUGCGUGAGUCAGUGCUGGAUGAUAGACGACUCUCUACAUUUGAAUUUUCUGUUUCCGGCAUUGUUCCUGCUUUGCAUAACUUGCUUUCUUUGGUGGAGCGUCAACCAGGCAGUUAUCCAGCUCGAAUAUUUGGAGAGACAUUUUCACAUGGAGUGGCUUUGUCCAGCCUGGCAGUGAAGAUGGUUUCUGUGCUUGAGUCCACGGAAAGAUUUCCGCAGUACCUCUAUGAUACUCCUGGUGGUUCUGCAUUUGGCCUUCAACUUCUGUCACGACGUAUUCGUAUGAAACUUGAGCAUGCAGUGAGCGAACAUGACGACAAAAACGGCCGCCUUCUUAAGAGUGAGCCAUUGACAACUGUUGGUCAGUUGAAGUCCUUCCUUUUGAAGAUGGUGGCGAAGCAAUGGUUCGACCGAGAGCGUGGAAGCUUGAGCUUUGUUAAGGCUAUUGAGGAGUCGAAAAAAAGCGGGGAUCGCUUGAAAUUGAUUUACACCAGUGACUUUGAUGAACAAGGCAUCAUAUACUGGUUGGGAACUAAUGGUAGAACUGCCUCCGAUUGGACCAACCCAGCCUCCAUAGGGAUUGUUCAGGUUACAUCUUCUGACCAGCGGCAACCAUUCGGUAAACCUGAAGAUGUUCUUAGCCGCGAUGUUAAUCCCAUCAAUUGCCAUUCAAGUGAUGAUAGGAAUGCUAAUUUCACAAUUGAUUUGGGUAUUCUUAUUUAUCCUACUGCUUAUACGUUGCGUCAUGCCAGAGGGUACGGACGAUCUGCUCUUCGGAAUUGGCUCCUCCAAGGUUCCAAAGACAAACAAGUAUGGGAAGUCUUAGUUGCUCAUUCGGAUGACACCAGUCUAGGUGACCCGGGCUCUACAGCGACUUGGCCGAUUGAAGACGAUCGUAGACCUUUCCGUUACUUUCGUAUUGCUCAGAAUGGAAAAAACUCGUCUGGGCAGACAUACUACCUAAGCAUCUCUGGUUUCGAAAUCUAUGGAGAGAUUGUUGACGUUAUUGUCGACGGUUUUACUCCUCAGAAGGAUGAUAAAGGCGGUUCUUUUGUAUGUUUUUUCUCGAUUUUGUACAUGAGAGUUGCACGUGCUGGUCGACACGCAGUAGUUGGAACAGAUGCACGUGGUAUGCGCGUUAUUCGAGGUCCUGACUGGUCAUGGGACGAUCAGGAUGGUGGAGGUGAAGGGAAAAUCGUUGGUCAUCCAAAAAUUACGGUUUCAUCUUAUUCAGGCUGGGUAGAUGUCAUGUGGGAUAAUGGGUACACAAAUUCUUAUCGUUUCGGAGCUGAUGGACGUUUUGACAUACAACGUGUCAGUGGUCGGACAUCUCUUACGUCGUCAACUCCAGCCAUUUCUGUAUUGGAGGCUGUCCGUGCAAAAGGACGAGGUCUAAUGGGCAAGUCACGGGAAACCGGUGUUGUACGGGAUGGAAGUUCAUCACCAUUCGCCUCAUUCACAGGUUUUACUCCAUUCGCCACGAAACCGCGGAAAUCUGGAGGUAAAAUCUCUGGGUAUUUUGCCUUUUAUUUAGACAUAGCACAUAAGCUGAAGUGUUUUUCUAUUUGUAUAGUUUCGACACCAUUGUCGCGGUUUUCGAAGCCAACGACUUCUACAUCGAAUGCAGUCUCAUCAAGCUCAUCUAACAUUGGAAAAAAGUCUAUGUCAACGACAAAUCUUGUAGAAGAUCGGUCGAGAACUGGACCGAGUGUUGCAUCAACUGGCCAAGCUGCAUCUGCCGAGUCGCUGCAGCAUCAAACACAAUCACUAGAAAAUUUGCUGGCGCGCUUUGUUUGGUUCUAUAUGAUUUACAUUGAACAUUACCUUGAAUUUGCAAGUAAUUAUUGUAGCCUUUCGGUGUCGGCUCCUGACCUUGCGGCGGCUCGACAACGUCAACAGUCAAGUGAUACCUUCGAGAUGGAUAAAACGGCAUUAAUCCCAGCUUUUGACCCACGACCUGGUCGCACAAAUGUGAACCAAACACAGGACGUUGAGCUUCCUUCAGUCGUUCCAGAUCCUACCCAGGCAAAACCUGUUUCGGUGAGUGGAUCAUCACCGAUGAAGCGUCUUUGCGUCUAUUUCUUCGAGGAUGACAGCAAAGUGCCUCCUGCUGUGAAUGAAUGCUUGGAAGUCAUCGGUUUGUUGUCUCGUAUUGGCGAACGGUUCCCAGAUGCACAAAUCAGCCCUCAGGUUUUUAUUAGCGACAAGUUGACACUUAAACUUACUCAGGAGCUAUCUGAUGCUCUUGUUGUUGCUGCAAGAGCCAUGCCAGAUUGGUGCGAGCGUCUUAUAUAUGGCUAUCCCUGUCUUUUCUCUGCCGAGACCAAGAAUAUGUACAUGCAAGCAACUGCAUUUGGAGUAUCGCGAACCAUUGUUUGGUUACAAUCUCGCCGAGACGCGGCUUUGGAUCGAGCUCGUGGUGCCGCCCAGAGCACUACGAGCAGUGCAGCUAGACCUCAUGACCGCUAUCAAGAGUACCGCGUAGGCCGGCUGAAGCACGAGCGAAUAAAGGUUACUAGGUCGGAAGAACAUCUUCUAGAGCAGGCUGUUCGUGUUAUGAGGUUCCAUGCUGAUCGUAAAGCUGUGCUUGAGAUAGAGUAUGUUGGUGAAGAAGGCACUGGUCUCGGACCAACUCUGGAGUUCUACGCUUUGGUUGCCGCUGAAUUGCAAAGAAAAGCGUUAGCAAUCUGGUUGUGUGAUGACAUGGAUGAGCACCAGUUGAAAAUGGAGGAACGUGAGCUUGACUUGGGCGAAGGAAAGAAACCUCCAGGAUUCUAUGUUCGUCGCGCAGGAGGUUUAUUCCCUGCUCCUCUACCUCCGCAUACUGACGAGGUUCGUCGAGCGUCGGAAAUGUUCCGAGUACUCGGCAUUUUCCUUGCAAAGGUCCUGCAAGACGGAAGACUAGUUGAUCUGCCAUUGGCGCGCCCAUUCUUGAAAUUAAUAGUUUCCCCACAUCUAAGUGAAGCUGAAGAACCUUCACUUGACCGAGUGCUUUCAUUAGAUGAUUUUGAAGAAGUACAUCCAGUCAAAGGAGGAUUUCUGAAAGAAUUGCGAGCGUUAGCUCAGAGAAAGCGAGCAAUCGAGAAUGAGCCUAUGUUGGAUCGCGAAGCUAAGAGGAGAAAAAUUGACGAAUUAAAAUUGUGCAUUCAUGGCACUCGUUGCCGCGUUGAAGAUCUCGCUCUGAACUUCACGUAUUCCUUUUUCAAAAAUCAUGUUUUUAUUAACCCACCGUCUUCGGUGUUCGAUUAUGAAGAAAUGGAGUUGGUUGAAGGGGGCGCGGACAUGGAUGUUACUAUGGAUAAUGUAGAGCUUUAUGUACAGAAAUGUGCCGACUUUUAUCUAAAUACGGGAAUUAUCAACCAAAUGCGUGCAUUCCGCGAUGGCUUCGAUCGCGUUUUUGGUCUCCGUGCGCUUCGCUCCUAUAGCCCCGAAGAAGUCCAGCGGCUCCUGUCCGGUGAGCAAUGCCCAGAAUGGACACGCGAGGACGUUUUGAAUUACACGGAACCUAAACUGGGCUAUACCAAAGACUCGCCUGGCUUCCUUCGAUUUGUUGACGUAAUGGUUGAACUCAAUCCACAGGAACGCAAGAACUUCCUUCAGUUUGCCACAGGCUGCUCAAGUUUACCACCUGGCGGACUUGCUAACCUUCAUCCUCGUUUGACGGUUGUGCGGAAAGUAGAAAGUGGUGAUGGAAGCUAUCCAUCUGUGAAUACCUGCGUGCAUUACCUCAAACUUCCGGAGUACUCAUCAGCUGAGAUAUUGCGGGAGCGUCUUCUGACUGCUGUCAACGAGAAGGGGUUUCAUCUAAAUUAG
Molecule: messenger RNA, 6318 nt
Organism: Angiostrongylus costaricensis
Lineage: Eukaryota; Metazoa; Nematoda; Chromadorea; Rhabditida; Metastrongylidae
Source: the annotation of a GenBank genome assembly